Molecule: messenger RNA, 336 nt
Organism: Helobdella robusta
Lineage: Eukaryota; Metazoa; Annelida; Clitellata; Rhynchobdellida; Glossiphoniidae
Exons: 3
Coding region: 1-336 (111 amino acids)
Biological process (GO): chromatin remodeling
Cellular component (GO): nucleus
Source: RefSeq, a predicted model, not a curated record
AUGUCGACUGAUGAUGGUCGGGGCGUCAAACAGCAGUUUUCGGGUUUCAACUUUUUAAAAAUUUAUCAAGUUUAUGAAAGAAAAAGCGAUCUCAAUGGCCACGUUGGAGAGAAAACAGAUGGUUUUGACAACGUACAUGGCGGUUUUGGCUAUGGAGAACGGAAUGAAGAUGGCAACCGCACCCUUGAGUUUGCUGACAGUCACAGCAAAUUCAAGGAUGCGGUAGCCAUCUUCAUUCCGUUCUCCAUAGCCAAAACCGUCAUGUACGUUGUCAAAACCAUCUGUUUUCUCUCCAACGUGGCCAAUGAGAUCGCUUCAGAUUUUGGUAUUGUUUAA